AUGGCUUGGCGGUCGGCCGAGGCUGCGUGCGGCUGUCCGGUGCGGCAGUGCAUCCUCAGCGUGUCCGCUCGUCAGGUUCGUCCCUCGUCCCCUCGCGCUCUCGCUCUCUCGCCUACUCGUCCACUCGCCCACUCUCCCGCUCCCUCAUUCUCUCCCACUCUAAUCUGCUCCUCUCGUGUAUCGCGUCUCGCCACCCGCUCGCCUCUCAGCGCCGAUCGAAGCGCCCACUCAUCCCUUCCCCUUCCCCCCGCGUUCUCGCGUUGCAGGAGAUUGCCACGUGCCGGAUCCCCAUUGCUGCGUGCGCCCUCUUCACAACGCGGCGGCGGCAGCAGCAGAAGCAGCAGGCGGCAGGCAGGAAAGGCGCGAGCGAGGGGGGAGGCGGAGGGGAGGGGGAGAUACGAGCGGGCGGGGUAUGCGAGCUACGGGGAGUGGGACCCGCGCGCGGGGACAGGCACGGAGGGGGAGGCGGAAGAUGGGGAGGGAGAAGGGGAGGGCGAGAUGAGCGCGGGAAUGGGGGCGGGGGAGGUCGAUGACAGGGGUUGGCGGACGGCGGAGGAGGUUCGGCGGGAGGUGGAGGCGCGGAGGCGCGCGGAGGCGGAGGCGGAGGCAGUGCGCGCAGCAGUGGAGGAGUAUAGAGACGCGGAGGAGUUCCUUAUAACGGAUAUAAAAGAAUCCGCGAAUCCAAACUACCUCGCGUCGCACCAGUCGUACCCCUCCCCCUUCAUCUACAUCCGCCCCGUCUGCUCGCGCCCCAACGAGGGCGAGCGCUUCCCCCGCGCGCGCAACCUGCUCGUGGGCGAGGCGAACGCGCUGGAGCGCGUGCGCGCACACAUGGCGCGCGCGGAGGGGCGCGAGUACGUGCCUGCGGGCAUGAGGGGUGGCGGAGAGGGAAGCGGGGGCGAGGACGAGGAGGAUGAGUGGGGGAAGGGGGACGAAACGGAGGAGGAGCAAGAGGGAGAGGAGGGAGAGGACGAGGACGCGGGGGAGGGGGGGUUGGCGCGCAGCGGGGGGGGCGGGCGGUUUUGGGAGGAGGAGGAGGACGAGGCGUGGGAGGCGGAGAGCGCGGCGCUGAGGGGGCUGAGCGGGUGGGCGCGCAUGCGAGCGGCGUGGGCGUUGGAGGACCGCGAGAGAGAGGCUGCUGCUGCUGCAGGGGGGAAGCAGCUGGGCGCUGACGGGCAGGGGUUGGCGCAGGAGAAGGGGGCUGCGGGGGGGGUGGGCGCGUGGGCGCGGGGGGAGGCGUUUGUGGGGGAGGUGGGGCCUCUGGAGGUGGUGGGGGAGGAGGAGGUGUGGUGGAACUGGCAGAAGAACGAAGGCGAGCAGCAGAUCUGGACCGCCUGGCAGAAGGAGGCCGCCACCACCGAUGCGGCCAUGGCGCUAGCAGCAGCGGAGGCGGGGCACAUCAGGCUGCAUGGUGACAAGCCCACCACGGCAGAGGCUGUGCUGGCUAGGGUGCGCCGCAAGCCACUUGCAGAUGAGAGACUGGCAAAAGAGGAGGAGCUGCGGCAUCGCCUGGGCGAUUUGGCGUACUACCAGGAGUGGGUGGCGGCAUGGCCUCAUGACACGUCGCUCAAGGCGGUGCGGCGCGUGGCGAGGGAGACAGGGCGGCCCAUGGAGCACCAGAUCCUCGACAUGCUCGCCAUGCAGACCCAGCGCGAGUACAACGCCAUGUGUGGGAGGGACGUGCGCCUGCAGAAGGACCCGCUCGCCAUCCGCAUGGACAAGAAGCAGUGCAAGCGCGUGUGGGGCGGCGACCCAGUCUACCCAACAGUGAACUACGAGCAGGCGCCCGACCACGUGGUGGACUACCGCGGACCCAAUUUCCACGAGCCCAGCGAGGACCCUUUCAAUGUCGUGCGCCAGCAAGGCAGGGUGGUGACGCAGGAGCAGAUGGAGGCCAUCAUGGCACGCGAGCAGGAGGAGGAGGAGGCGUUCCUGCAAGAGCUGGAGGAGACUGGGGAAGACGCCGUUGACAUUGGCGAGGAGGAGGAGGAUGAAGAGGAGGAGGAAGAGGAAGAGGAAGAAGAGGAGGACGAGGAGGAAGAGGACGAGAUAUCGGAGGACGAGGAUUCGGACGAGGGCCAGCCAGCACAGGCGUCGUCGCACGGGCAUGCGGUGCGGGAGGGGCGGGGGAGGCGGCCAGCGGAGAUCCUGGAGGAGGACGAGCAGACGGGCAUGCAGUGGGUGGCCGUGCCCACACGCAUGGAGGGCACCCCGGGGCGACUUGCUUAUGAGGAGGACAGUGAGGGGAUGAGCGAGGAGGAUGAGAGUGGGGAUGCUGCUGCUGGUGCUGGUGGUGCUUCUAGAGGCGGCAUUUAA
Messenger RNA from Closterium sp. NIES-65, 2316 nucleotides. NCBI's taxonomy places the organism in Eukaryota, Viridiplantae, Streptophyta, Zygnematophyceae, Desmidiales, Closteriaceae. The record is from the annotation of a GenBank genome assembly.